CCACUGACACUUUUGUUACUUUUUCUGAUGAAUUGGAAGUAUAACGUUAGUUGCACAACCAGCCGUCUUGAAAGUACUUACAGAAGUGCAGCUUCUCUCUUGCACUACAGUGUUGUAGCUUCAAUUCGUUUGCCAUGGCCUCAGCAAGAGUCGGUGGCCUGCCUUUGAAGGCCGUGGUCUCCGGCGCAACAGGUGCAACAGGACAAUGUCUUGUCCCCCAGCUCCUCAAGUCAUCUGACUUCAGCGAAGUUGUUGUGAUCGGUCGCAGGCGUUUGCAGAUUAACUCUGACUUUGGGGUGGACCAGGUGGAGGAAGAGUCGAAGGGGCGGCUUCAGCAGCAUGUUGUCUCCUCAUUUGACGACUUGACGGCUGAGAAAGGCAAAGAGUACUUCGAAGGAGCACACGUAUACUUCUGUUGUUUGGGCACGACUAAGAGUAAGGCAGGAUCCGCGGAAAAUUUCAGGAAGAUUGACUAUCAUCUGGUUGUUAAGCUGGCAGAGAUUGCCAAGGCCACAGGUGUACGUCACACAUCUAUUGUGUCUUCCACCAUGGCGUCGGCAAGUAGUAUGUUCCUGUAUCUACGGACAAAGGGCGAGGCGGACGAUGCCGUCGUCAAGAUGGACUUCACGCGCACGUCGAUCUUCCGUCCUGGCGCGCUAGUGCGCUACGGGGCUGGCAGCUUGACGCGCAUCGCUUCCCGCAUGUUCAUGGGGUUGCCGACGGAGACGCUCGCUCAGGCAUUGGUCCAAGAUGCUAUUCUGCAGGCUGCGGGCGACGGUGAAGGUAAGGAUAGCAAACAGCCAGCACUGUAUCUAGUCAACGCUGACAUUUACCGUCUGGCACGCGAAUUGACCGGUGACACUUCAGAAGCAGCAGCAGCCGGUGAUGCCACCGCAUCUUCAAGCACAGAGACCCAACCCAAUGAUCAAGCGAACAGUGGAGAGGUCCAGGAGCAAGAAACAGCGGAACCUGCUAAGGAGGUCGUCACGGAGGCGGCGGCUGCACCAUCCGAGCCAUCAGCACAGCCGGAAGAGCCUGCUGCAGCCAGUGAGUCAGCAGAGGCAGCGGCUGAAGCCAGCCCAGCUGCCGCAUCUCCACCAGAAGGGUCUACUAGUCAGCCAGCCGAGGAGGCCACACAGGAGGAAAAGGCAGAGGAACCUGCAGAUGUUCCUGGUGCUGCUGAGGUGGAAGAACAGACGGAAACAGAGCCCGAACCCAAGGCCGAGGAAUCCAGCGAAGCCCCACAGGCAGCAGAGGAGAGUCAGCCAGCAGAGACAACCAAAUCAAGUGAGCCAGCUACCUAGGUGGAAAGCAGCGCAACUCACGAGGAGCAGUUGCACUACUGCUCAUGCUGUGACAGCACGCCAUAGCUUGUCCUUGUCUCUAGCAUCGUUGUGAAGCAGGCACUAGCUUACAUUUGCUCAUCUGCUGGCCCUGCUGCACUCUUUAUAACCCCACGAUCAGCAGCGGCGGCAGUCAGCAUUGGAUCCAUGCAAUUCAGUAAUGGUUUACAAAACCCAGUGCAGUGGUGGUUGAAUGAUUUCUAAACACCGAGCUGUUGUGCUCCAUUCUCACUUGCAACAGCUGCUGCUGGUAAUAACUACGCAUUGUUUGGCAUGCUGUUUAUAUCACACAGCUUAUUACAACGGCCUUAAUCCAGCGAUGGACCGUCCUGCAACCCGCGUCGACAUGUUCUAUGUUCUAGACAGUCCAUUCCAGUCCCCUCUCUCCAUCAAGUCUCUCUCUCCCUCUCUCUCUAUCUAUCUAUCUCUCUGUCUCUCCUGUUCUUUCUCGUGCUCGCUCUUUUCUUUCCAUAACUCAUACUUUCGCAAUUCCGUUCUCCAGUGCGGUACAUACAGCUGGCACCGGAUCCAUCCUCACUGUGAUGGUGGGGACUGGCCACAUCCACCUACAGAUCAAGUAUGCGUUCUCGCUACUGCUGCACCGCAGCUUAUCUUUUGCUUAGGAAUGCUUUAGUCAGUUACCGUUAUAUCUGCGCGCGCGCACACACACAUAACUAUAGAUGACACACAUACACACAUAGGCGCCAACUAAGUUACUUUCCCAAUCGCUUGGGACCUUACUUUCUAACAGUCUUCAAUUCCAACUAGCCACGCUCACUAUGCUGUGAUUUGUAGAGAGUUGUGUUGCCGUUUCUUAUAACCAGUGGUGUUUUCUUCCGCUUGCUGUUAGGAACUUGUUACCAUUCAUUUUCAUGUUGAAUACCCAGCGCCCUGCUCUUUG
Messenger RNA from Sycon ciliatum, 2244 nucleotides. Its product is annotated as E3 ubiquitin-protein ligase BRE1A-like. Bases 135 to 1304 code for a protein of 389 amino acids. NCBI's taxonomy places the organism in Eukaryota, Metazoa, Porifera, Calcarea, Leucosolenida, Sycettidae. Gene Ontology annotation, cellular component: cytoplasm. The transcript has a single exon. Gene Ontology annotation, biological process: import into nucleus. The record is from RefSeq and is a predicted model, not a curated record.